Messenger RNA from Pieris brassicae (large cabbage white), 2608 nucleotides. Its product is annotated as SUZ domain-containing protein 1. The transcript has 3 exons. NCBI's taxonomy places the organism in Eukaryota, Metazoa, Arthropoda, Insecta, Lepidoptera, Pieridae. The coding region runs from base 27 to 590 and encodes 187 amino acids. The record is from RefSeq and is a predicted model, not a curated record.
UUUUUAUUAACUCCAAUCGAGUCAACAUGGCGGCGCAAGAUGAAGUUGACGUCUGUGAAAGUUGGGAGGAUAUGGACGAAAUUGGCUUAGACCAGAAGAUAAAACUUAUGUCCAGCCUCCCUUCAGCAACAACAUUUAAAUCUUGCAAGGUUACGAACGUAAUAGUUGAGGAUAGCGCGUGUAUUGGGUCUCAGUGCAUAAUGCCAGAACCAGCGAUACGUAUAUUAAAGAGGCCUUCGUCAACUGGCAAUGGUCAGCUAAAUGGAGAAAAUCGCGCCAGACCUGUAAAAACCUUGGAACAAAGACAAAAGGAGUAUGAAGAGGCUAGGCUAAGAAUACUAGGGGAAGCCAGAAGCCCUGAAGACGUCAUUGACGAUAACCUAUCCCGCCUACAAGACAAAUUACAAGCAAACAACUUAAAUGAAAGUAAAGCAAAGAACUGUCAAAAUGAAACCAAAGUGAAGGAAAGAAAGGUGCUAGCAAGAAUACCGGGUGCUUCGGGUAUAUUUCCAUCUCCUCCACCGCCUGGUGUCUUGGUGAUACGUACACCUAGGGGUCCUGAUGGAACCAAAGGCUUUGUACGAAGGUAGCAUAUAUUUAUUACUGUAAUUUUUAUAUAGUGACUGAAAUGUUGUGCCCAAUAUUUUACAAUUUCUACAAAUGCUUUUAUAUUUAAAUCCAUAUUUAUAAUUUAUGUGUCUUAUAUGAUGCCUAUGACUACCACAAGUCAAAAUCAUUAUAUUUUGACACAAGGGAGUCGCAGUUCAUGCUAAAUCUACUCUGAAUCUUCCCUCACAUGCCUUAUUCAAAACAAAUAUAAAUAAAUAUUAAAUUGAAUAGUUUCUCAUAUGUAAGGAAUAAUUUUAAUCUGUAUGACUUCGUGCAGUGCUUUUGGACAGGUCUCAUUCACUUAAAUAUAUAAAUAUAUUUUUUUCUUUUUUCCUUAGUGUUUUGAAAAUGCAUGUAUCUGUCAAAAAAGUUACAGAGUAUUGCUAUUGACCUUGAUUAAGUAAUAGUUAAACUCAAGUUCCAUUAGUGUGACACCUUCUCUUAAAGUGUCUCUCUUCGAUGAUGACUGUAUGUUAAAUAAUUUAAUAAAGCUAUGUAAAUUUAAUAAACAUUGUUAAGAGCUUGAAGAAAAAUUUGCCUUGCUUGCUUGAAGAAAAAAGUCUUGUAGAAGUUGUAAAAUAUUUAUUGUGUAAGUACAUUAUCUGGGAACAAUUACAUUGUAACGUUACAAUAACUAAUAGUUAUUGAUUUUUUUACAAUUGUACGUCUGAAUGACAUGUGCCUGCUAAUGUUAUUUAUAUUAAAACCUCAUUUGUUAGAUUUGAUACUUUUUGUAUAAUGGUUUAAAGUUAAUUAGGAAAUACCAUACCUUGUGAUGUGUAUGAAUACAUAAAUAUUCUAAAGUCAGUUAUUAUUCUAUUUGAAAUAGAAAAUCCAUAUAAAAAAAUUAUAUAGGUAGGAGAUUUAAGUAUUGUACCUAUAUAUUCAUUUGAAUUUUAGAUAUCGAAUUUCUUUAUGUGUGUUAAACCUAUAAGUCUGCUGCAUAUAUUUGGAACUUUUAUUUUGGGUUUUAACAUUUUUUAUUAUGUUUUUAAGUUUUUUCCUUAAACAAAUGAGGUUGAAAGUUUUACCUAUUAGACUAAUAUUUUUACUAAUGGAGAUCGGAAUGACAUUUUGUAUCAUAUUUAGUUAAGAUUUUCUAGUUAAGUAAUUACAAUUUUGAACAGCAAUUAUUUUAUUCUAGUACAUUUGAACAGUAUUAAGGAACCAUACAUUUUGGGUUCCAUAUUUCAACAUUAAAAUAUUUAGCCUACUGUGCUUAGAAAAAAAAUAGUUGCUGUGAUGCUAGUAAAAUAAUUUUUAAGUUUGUGCAUAAUUUUAAUUAAAAAAAACUAUUUUUAUACAUAUGAAUCAGUAAAUAGGUGAAGCUUCUAGUCGUAACAUGUUAAAACUGACAUGUUAUUGAAUAUAUAGCUGACUCUUUCUCUCGAAUGUGACAAUGUAAAGAUAGAGGAAAUGUCUAUGAUGUGUUAUUUGGAUGGGUAUCCGUUUUUGAAUAUAUGAAUAUUGAUGGAACGGUAAACUUUUAUAUAUUGAUGAGAGUAUUAUAUCUUUGUACUUUGUGGUUCAUAAACAUUGCAAGAAGGCUUCAUUUAUUUACAAAAUUUGUAUUAGAGACAUUACAUACUGCAAUUUUGGCAAUAGGUUCUUUUAUCCAUUUAGAUAUAUGGGCCAACUCUAUCACAAUUGGCUUAGAUAAUAGAACAUCUAGUCAGUAUGUUAAGGUCUUUUUAAUAAGAGACAUAUUCGCUAUGUCAAGGAAAAUAGUAAGAAAUCAAGAAUAAGGUAUGUUCAUAUUGAUUAACUAACUUCUACAUGUUUGGGCAAAACAAUAUAUUUGGUUACUUAAUGAUGAAGUUGACAAUAUCUUGGCCUUUUAAUUGGUCAGAAAAUAAAUUCAGUGUCUGCAUACACUUGAAACGAAGUAUAGUUAAAAUUUAAUUAACAUUUGUAAUUGGCAACUGAAAAUUACAACAUCUAAGUUACUCAUGUAUGGUACAAAUUUUAAUAUGGCCCAAUAAAAUAUAUUGUAAUAUAA